CAAUAGCACAGCGUGUAUUAUUAUUAUACUUUUUUUUUUGGGGUUCUUUUUUUUGCCUCUUUUCCAAUGAAUUAAACAAAAUAUUCUGCGACAAUUUGGUUUUAUUAUUAUUGUGCUCUCUUCCAUUGGCAUUAAUAAUAAAAGAGUGCAUCAGUUUGAUGUGAAUGUUUCGCUGCAUUAAACAACAGUUUAUCAUAUUGUUAAUCAUCAAUAUUUGAUUUAAAUAAAUUGCCAGCUAUUUAUUAAUUACAAGGCCAAACAAUCAAUUUCAAUUGGGUGUGAACGCAACAACAAAAAAAAAGAAGUAAAUUGUGAAAUUAAAUAUAUAAAAGCGGAUACGUAAUAUUUCAAAGCGCAUAAAACUCGAAUGUCAACUCCAUAAAAAUGAAUCAAGUUAUAGAAUAUAGUGAGAAAUUGUAUAUAGCCAUUAAUUAAAGCUUGUCAGCAUGGUGGCUAAUGUUAUAAUGUUAUAGAUUACAGUUAAUUGCAACGUCAAUGAAUUGCGUCAGCAGAUAGCUGCGAAAUCUGAAAUCCGUAUGAAAUUUGUCUGCAAAUGUCAAACUCAAAUUCAAACUUCAAGUCGAACAACAUGCCAGCUAAUUAAAGAAAAAAGUUCGCACGCCCAGCUGCAACAAUAACAAAACUAACUAACUACAACAAAGAUCAAACCAGGGGAAGUAAUGAAACAACAGUCAACUAAUUAAAACCAAAAACAAAAACAAAAAAAAUCGCAGCAAAUGGCACUUGCCGAUUGCAUGAAGAACUGCACUAAGAAUCGAAAGGGUAGAAGAGAACGAGGAGGAGGAGGAGGAGAAGCGUCUCAAGUACGAGUAAGAGGCCCAGAGAGAACUGUGGAGACCCAGCCCAAAUGUUUUGUGCCCCAAGUUACAGUCGCAGUCUCAGAUUUUUGUGAUAUGGCAACAAAUCUCAUUAUGAGCCCCUCCACUCUACUUAUAAGGUGUGUCUUCGCCAUCGUCGCCAUCGACAUCGUCGUCGUCCCCAGGCACGCCCCAAUUCAAAUCUGGCUGUACUUUCUAAUGCAUGAACUAGGAGUCGACUCCAACAUCGACAUCGACUCUAUAUCGACAUCAGUUGUAUUUCGCGAAAUCGACAUCGAAAUCGGAUACAAUGUGUUGGCCAUGUGAACUUGGCCAAAUCGGCGACUGUCAAACGAAUGUCCAAUUGCCAAUUGCCAAUUUGUAAUGUAAAGUCUUCGGGUAUUAUGCUAUAGGUAUUAUUUACCAGCUAACAAAGGUCACUUGGCCAUAACGAGCCCAAUUUAAUUCACUUAAAGAAUAUGUUAGCGAACAGGGUUGAAAAGAGGGGCACAUAAAGAUACCCUGUAG
Drosophila nasuta is the source of this 1346-nucleotide messenger RNA. RefSeq lists its product as uncharacterized. The coding region runs from base 738 to 1145 and encodes 135 amino acids. Lineage: Eukaryota; Metazoa; Arthropoda; Insecta; Diptera; Drosophilidae. The transcript is spliced from 2 exons. The record is from RefSeq and is a predicted model, not a curated record.